CUGAGAAGUAUCCUCCAGAGACCUUCCCACAGCCGGGGCGAGUGGACAAGGCGCUGUCGGAGUCUGAGCAGCCAGGAGAGGCCACAGAUGAGGAACACAGCCCUGUACUCAAGAUAGCAGACCCAGUACAGUAUUAACCUACUGAACAAACAUGCUGAACUGAAUGGAGUUUUUCUAUUUGAGGCAUUGGACCAUGACCCUGAUGACAAUCCCUCUGGAUUGAUUUGUGUAAAUACCCACAGCUCUCUCUGUUUGAACUUGUGAGGACACACAGCAUGGGAUCACUGCGACUCCCUCUGCUUCUGCUCAUUUACUGUGGACAGGUGUCGGUGGUUGCCCCCUGUGAGAUGUUUGGGGUGAUUGCUCAGUGCAGUUUUAAGAAUCUGAGCGAAGUCCCUGUCCUGCCGUCCUACACGGAGCACCUGUAUCUGGACCAUAACAGUAUUUCAGAGCUGAAUAGUACUUCCCUGCGGGGCCUGCGAUUCCUGGAGCGUUUGGAUCUGGGUGCACAGAGAGUACCUUUAGUGAUCCGAAACAACGCUUUUCUGAGACAGCAGCGACUAAAGACUCUUAUUCUGGGACUGAACCACGACCUAACGCUGGAACCAAGAACAUUUGCUGGCCUGUCGGGUUUGCAAGAACUCGAUCUGGUCUAUUGUGACUUGACAGACUCCAUAUUGUCAGAAAACUACUUGCAACCUCUGUGGUCCCUCUAUAAACUUGAUCUGUCCUAUAAUAACAUUAAGAGAGUGCGGCCGGCAAAGUUCUUCCAGUUUAGCAACGUAAAGGAGAUAAUACUUGUACUAAACCAAAUCGACACAUUGUGUGAAGAGGAUCUUGCUGGUUUUCAAGGGAAACAUUUCACACUAUUUAAUAUAGCCAGCAACCAUUUGUACGAAACCAUGCUCCAACCGAAUUUUAACUGGACGGCGUGUAGAAACCCAUUCAAAUACAUGUCUUUUGAUACUCUAGACUUGUCUGGAGUUGGUUUUAAUGCUACCAGUUUACAACGCUUUUUAAAUGCUAUUGAUGGAACUCCUAUCAAAUCCCUGCAUUACUCUGGAUAUUUGGGGCGUGAUUUUUCCUUCAAAAAUUUGCUAGAUCCAGAUAAAGAUACAUUCAAAGGUCUCCAGAACAGUUCAGUUGAAGUCCUUGAUCUAGCUGACAAUUUCAUCUUCUCUCUGCAGGCGUUGGUGUUUAGCCCUUUAACAAAAGCUAUAACUAUCGAUGUGGCUAAGAACAAAAUCAACCAGAUACACCCGCAUGCGUUCAGCGGUCUUCAGAACAGUUUGCGCAUGUUGAACCUUUCUUUUAAUCUUCUUGGAGAAAUUUAUAGUUCCACAUUUGAACUUUUGACAGAUUUGAGGAUACUAGAUUUGUCAUAUAACCACAUUGGUGCACUGGGAUAUGAAGCCUUCAAGGGGCUGCCGUCUUUAAAGUUGCUAAGUCUCGAAGGAAACUCAUUACGAACGUUGGGGUCUACGGCGUAUUUACCAGAUCUCCUCUAUCUCUAUCUGGGUGACAACCGAUUGAGUUCGCUAACGGGCAUGACAGAUUUUAGCGGAAAGAGCAUUACGUAUUUAGACGUCAAGGACAAUAGAUUGACCCUUUUAGAUGAACUGUUUUACAUUGGUGCACACUUUCCAAAUUUGCAGACCUUGUUUUUUGGUGGUAACUUUAUCAAAUGGUGCACAAGUCCACAGGUGCCUACGAACAACAGCUUAACAGUACUUGAUCUUCAUGACAGCUCCUUACAGGUCGUGUGGGAUCAGGGCAAGUGUCUACAUAUGUUCAAUCAUUUCAGUAACGUUCAGGGUCUCAAUCUCUCAUACAACUCCAUCGCUACUCUCCCGGAUGGCAUUUUCGACAGUCUCCACUCCAUUCAACAUAUAGACCUCUCCUUUAACGCUCUAACCUAUCUCCAGCCAGAUACAUUUCCCAGUGCUUUGAAAAUACUUGACCUCUCUCAGAACUUCUUAGCCUCUCCAAACCCUGACGCUUUUCAAAAUGUGGCUUUUAUUGAUCUAUUUGGGAAUAAUUUCUACUGUGACUGCAACCUUGAAGGCUUUCUGUCGUGGCUAAACAGCACUAAUGUAACUUUCCUCAUUCCAAAGAAACAUCUAAAUUGCACUUUUCCAUCACCGUACAAAAACGUGCCUUUGUUAGAUUACUUCACUGUCAUGGAGCCGUGUGAGGAGGACAACGAGAAGGCGAUGCAAGAGCUUAGGUUAGUUUUGUUUAUCGUAUGCACUGUAGUCGUUGUCGGUAUGAUGCUGGGUUCGCUUGUUUACUCCCAUUUGCGAGGACAUAUCUUUAUCCUUUACAAAAAAGUGAUCGGUCGUGUUCUGGAGGGGCCGAAACCACCCGCGCCACAGGAGAACUUGCAGUAUGACGCGUUUGUCUGCUACAGUGAUGCUGACUAUAACUGGGUAGAGAUGGCACUGCUGAAAAAACUGGAUUCGGGAUUCUCGGAGGAAAAUUUGUUCAGGUGCUGUUUCGAGGCGAGGGAUUUUAUGCCAGGAGAGGAUCACCUGGUCAACAUCCGCGACGCCAUCUGGGGAAGCAGGAAGACCUUAUGUGUGGUAUCCAGAGAAUUCCUAAAAGAUGGUUGGUGUCUGGAGGCGUUCACUUUGGCUCAGGGCCGUAAACUGGAGGAGCUCUCCAAUGUGCUCAUCAUGAUUGUGGUGGGGAGGGUGGCUCACUACCAGCUGAUGAGACACAAUGCGAUCCGAGCGUUUGUCCAGACUCGAGGGUACCUGGUGUGGCCUGAAGACCCCCAGGACCUGGACUGGUUUUACCACAGACUCAUGGCUCAAAUCCUCAAAAACGACAAGCCCCAGAAAAAGCCAGAAGAGAACAAAGAGCAGCCAGCAGAGGACAACACAGUGCCAAUGGAGAACAUCCAAGUACCAGCGGUCUGAACGGUCAUUAUUUUUGGCUGGCUACAAUGGCUUCCACUAUUAUUUCAAUCCCUGGUAAAAUAUGAGGGCAAAUGUUGACUUUGAACAUACAUUGCUCAACAUCUGAUGAAGUGUCCCUGAGCGAUGCUUUGUGGUCGCCAAGGUUACUCCGUGACCGGGUCUUAUCUGUCCGAGUUCAGAUGGGUGUGAUUGACAAGCACAUUAAAAAGCAUGGACCCUUUGUAUCAACAAUAUGAAGGCGUAGGAAUUACAAAAAAAGAAGUGACUGAGAAAUGGUGCAAAUAUUUGAAGAUGCUAUAUCAAAGAACUAGACGUGAUUACACUGACGUCAAAUACUCCAUGUUCUCCACCACUGAAACUCCUGCUGUGAUUGGAACUGCAAAAUUUUCAGAGAUUUACCUGAUUCACUGGCAGAACGUAAUGAAGUAAAAGUAGUAAAAUUAAGUAAAAAUUGUAGGUAUCUGUACUUUAUUUAAGUAGAUUUUAAAGUUGAUAUUUUGCUUUUACUUCAUUAAAUUUGCGACAAGAUAUCUUUCUACUGCACUGCAUUUUUGCACUGGACUGAAAAAUAAAAGUAUUUGUAUUAUUGUUUU
Molecule: messenger RNA, 3514 nt
Organism: Periophthalmus magnuspinnatus
Lineage: Eukaryota; Metazoa; Chordata; Actinopteri; Gobiiformes; Gobiidae
Product: toll-like receptor 5
Exons: 5
Coding region: 276-2921 (881 amino acids)
Biological process (GO): immune response; toll-like receptor signaling pathway; inflammatory response
Cellular component (GO): membrane
Molecular function (GO): protein binding; transmembrane signaling receptor activity
Source: RefSeq, a predicted model, not a curated record